This is a messenger RNA of Jaminaea rosea, 588 nucleotides long. RefSeq lists its product as hypothetical. The transcript is spliced from 4 exons. The record is from RefSeq and is a predicted model, not a curated record. The coding region runs from base 1 to 588 and encodes 195 amino acids. Lineage: Eukaryota; Fungi; Basidiomycota; Exobasidiomycetes; Microstromatales. Gene Ontology annotation, molecular function: nucleic acid binding.
AUGCCCAUUAACAUUUGGACUCACGGCUCGUCCUCGCCGGUCAAGGGCACCACGACUCCUAACCGCCGUCGCGGCUCCUCGCCCACCAGCAACAACAACAGCAACAGCUCCUCUCCUUCCCGCCUCAUCGCCGCCGAUGGUCGUGCUGGUAUUGGCAUUUACUACGAAGACGGGCAUUACCGACACCACAAUCUGAGCGAGCAGGUUCUCGCGCCUCGUACUGACAAUAGUCACUGGGCUGAGCUCUACGCCCUGAAUCGUCUCCUCGAUGCUGCCCCCUCUGCCAACCUAGUCAUCAAGUCAGACAAUGACUUUGCUGUCAAACCACAUCAACUCCCCUCGCCGCCCAGCGUCACGAGCACAGUGCGCUUCACCGCCUUCGAGGACGAGGCUCCUGCCACCCUUGAGCUCAUGGCUGACAUCAAAAAGGCAGUCAAGCAGCGUCGCUCUGCUGGCCACACCGUCGAAUUUGUCCACGUCGAGAAGCCGGGCAAGGAGAUCAAGAAAGCAGCCAAGCUCGCUGAGGACGCAGUCCGCCGUGCUGCUCAGGACAGGCAGGUCCCUGUCCCUUACAUCAACGCUCACUAA